Thamnophis sirtalis is the source of this 1106-nucleotide messenger RNA. It is a transcript of the gene DNASE1L3, whose product is annotated as deoxyribonuclease 1L3. Lineage: Eukaryota; Metazoa; Chordata; Lepidosauria; Squamata; Natricidae. Gene Ontology annotation, molecular function: deoxyribonuclease I activity; DNA binding. Gene Ontology annotation, biological process: programmed cell death involved in cell development; apoptotic DNA fragmentation. Gene Ontology annotation, cellular component: nucleus. The record is from RefSeq and is a predicted model, not a curated record.
UGAGUGCUAAUGAGAGAGAAGUUCAUCACACUGCAUUAGCUUUUGGCAAAGCUUAAAAGAUGCUGCGUUUUUUUCUUUUCCUGCUCUUUUUUGGCCAGGUUGUUCAGGGCCUAAGAAUCUGCUCUUUCAACGUGAGAUCAUUUGGAGAAUCUAAGAGAAAAAACCCAGAAAUCAUAGAAGUUAUUAUAGAGAUUAUAUCUCGCUGUGAUAUCAUGCUACUAAUGGAAAUAAAGGACAAUAGGAACAGAAUAUGCCCCUUUCUGUUAGAGAAACUAAAUGGACGGUCAGAAGGAACAUACAGUUAUGUGGUCAGUAACAGGUUAGGAAGAAGGCAUUACAAGGAGCAAUAUGCGUUUUUCUACAGAUCGGAAAGCGUCUGUGUGAAGCAAAUCUAUCAGUAUCCUGAUCUGCAGCCCGGUGAUGAAGAUGCCUUUUCCAGAGAACCUUUUGUUGUUUGGUUCAACUCUCCAAGAACAGAGGUCAAAGAAUUUGUGAUCAUCCCGAUACACACAACGCCUGAAAUGGCUGUGCGAGAAAUCGAUGAACUCUAUGAUGUGUUUCUGGAUGUCAAGUCACGCUGGAAGACUAAGAAUUUCGUAUUUAUGGGAGACUUCAAUGCUGGCUGUGGCUAUGUGGCAAAGAAGCAGUGGAAAAAUAUCCGAUUACGAAAUCACACUGACUUUGUUUGGAUAAUUGAUGAUAAAAAUGACACAACUGUGAAAUCAACAACACACUGCCCCUAUGACAGGAUUGUGCUCCAUGGAGAGACACUUAUAAAUGCCGCCAUCUUGGGCUCAGCCAAUAUCUUUGAUUUUCAGAGUGCCUUCUCCAUGACUGAAGAACAGGCCUUAGCAGUGAGCGAUCACUUCCCAGUAGAAUUCCAGCUGAGAACAACCAGACGGUCCUCGGGCAGAACAGCCAGAUAUUGCAGAACUCGUGUAUAAUAAAUCCAGUGAAAUGUCGUUCUAGUCAAACUUAAAACACGCAAACACAAAAAUGUAUGAAAAGAAAAGAGCUGAUUUUUGGGGUCAUUUUUAUGGGCAGUUUGCUAUACAAGAUAUAUUUAAUCAAAAAAAUGCAAAGCCCACAUCUUUAUGCUAUUCAAA